Messenger RNA from Carcharodon carcharias (great white shark), 1684 nucleotides. RefSeq names its product tyrosine kinase receptor Cad96Ca. The record is from RefSeq and is a predicted model, not a curated record. Gene Ontology annotation, molecular function: transmembrane receptor protein tyrosine kinase activity; ATP binding. The transcript has 11 exons. NCBI's taxonomy places the organism in Eukaryota, Metazoa, Chordata, Chondrichthyes, Lamniformes, Lamnidae. Gene Ontology annotation, cellular component: signaling receptor complex. Bases 1 to 1473 code for a protein of 490 amino acids. Gene Ontology annotation, biological process: multicellular organism development; protein phosphorylation; positive regulation of kinase activity.
AUGCCGUCACCUCGUUGCUUCAUCACGCCAGGCGGCGUAUUUAAAACACAGCCGCAUUCAGCGCUCCCAGCCCAGGAUCGCAGCAAAGACAUAGCCCCGAAAGACAAGAAGACUGCAGCCCUCGAGCGCCUUUUGGAUAUCCUGGAGGCUGCUGCGAUGUCCUCUACCCCCGCUCUGGCCACAGGAGAGGCAGCAACGUUAUCACUCCGGCUUGUUGGAGUUACAACCAAUUCCUCCAUCCCCAGCCGCCACCUCUUGGUGAUCACAGUUCUGCUGAUACUGACAGUGGCUGCAGUUUGUCUCAUCGUGUGGUUCAAGAAAACAAAGCAAAAAUACAAGAAACCUUGGGGGAAUCAAAUAAAACUGGGAGGCAACAUUCCAGAGGCAAGGAACAGAGUGUCAUUGGUGAAGGUUCUCCCUUCACCUCGACAUUUGUCAUCAACACAUCGACGCACCAGAGAAUUACGCUCAUCAUGCACAGCAGCAGGAACACAAAGUUUACAGUCUGUCCACUUCACUGUCGAGGAUCUGUCCUUGCUUGAGGUUUUGAAGAUUGGCAAUCAGGGAAAGUUCUACCGAGCGAAGAUCACACGUGGCAACUGCAAAGGACAUCGGCUAGUGACCUGCAAGCUGACAAUGAGGAGUGUCUCCCAGAAGAAGCUGCAGUCAGAAAUCAACAUCAUGAACAAACUCGGGUAUCAUAAGAAUGUCAUUCAACUCCUGCAAUGGAACAUUACACAAGAGCCAUACAUACUGAUAAUGGAGCAUGUAAGUCGGAAUCUGAAGAGUCUUUUACAGAACAAUAGACCACAGCUUUCCAGCUGCAAGGACCUGCAAAUCCAACUGACAUCAGCAGCGUAUUUCAUUUCACUGGGAAUGGAACACCUCGCAUCAAAAAAGAUUGUUCACCGGGACUUAGCAGCAAGAAACAUCUUGGUUGGUCGUUUUCCCCAGGAGUGUAAGAUUGCAGAAUUCAGCCUUGCAGUCGAUCUCUCCAACACUGCAGCCGUGAAGUGUAAGAAAGGAAGAGCGAAUCCAGGCAUCCCAUUCCGCUGGUACCCACCGGAAUUCUUUACUGAUGGGAUUUACUCGCUCCAGGGGGACGUCUGGGCAUUCGGGAUUCUGCUCUGGGAGUUGGAGACUUUGGGGAGUUCUCCAUAUCCGGAAUUCGAGAGUGCCAAGCAGGUAGUGCUGAAUGUUUGUGCCGGAUACAAAAUGAAGAAACCCCCCCAUUGUCGAGAUGAGAUUUAUGAGGUGAUGGAUUUUUGUUGGUCGCAGAGACAUGAGGAGAGGCCGACACUCAGCGACAUCAUGAAGUACCUGGAGGAUCUGGUGGAGAACGAUGCAGAUUACAUUCAGGUGGAUGUCUGCAUUGAGCAAUGUCAGCUGCUGAACACCUCCCCGACUUGGACUCUGCCUCAACCUGCCAAUGUUCAGAACACCUAUGUCAAGGGCUGGCUGGAUUCAGUCUGACACAACACUGGAUGUGGGUGGGGAGAAAAGGCCACAAUCCCCCUUCAAUAAACACCUGAACCUUCAAUGUGCUGGUCAGGAACCAGAAUGAACGAAGAACUUUGGUGUGAAGAUGGUGGAGUAUUUAAUAUAGACUCUGUUCAGCCAAUGCUAUGUCCACACCUGUCAAUGAUUGUUGGGGCUGUAAAUAUUGAAAGAAUUGUCUGUAUUU